AAGCAAGACCUCGAAAGCUCACACGCGAACAAAAUAAAUUUCAGUUUUCAGUUCUUGAGCGUCUGUUGUUGAGUGUGGAGGUUUGGUCAGAGUACGACGCGUUCGGUGCGUGUUCGGCGACCCAUUUCCAUAAGAAUUAUUUACUUUUAAUAAAUGUAAUUUCUGCAGUGUGUAAAGCUGUCAUCGGACAUGAUAAACAUGUAAUGCGGGAUAAUUUAUUUUUAAUUACAUAUUUGUUUGAUCUGACUGGCGCCACCGCGGCAUGAACACGCGCUUGUUUGAAAAGUUUGUUUUAAAAUAAACACAGGGUGGAAGCAAUGUUGGAGCGUGAUAAAAGGACUUUAUUCGCCUGGAUAUUGACUAGCUCGAUGUCUUCGUUGGUUUAUUCGCUGGAAACCGAAGAGCCCAUCACCGUAAAUAAAGCACGGACGUGGGCCCGCUUUUCCACAGAUUAUGUGCGGUGUUUCUGCAACCUCCCGCAGUGCGUCAGCACUGGUUAUAUGUGCCUAUCCAGCGAGGGCGGCUGUUUUUCCAGUUUUCUGGACCAUGCGGGGCAUCAUUCCAAAGACUAUCGCGGACGUCAUGGGUGCCUGGAAUUUCUCAGCGAAGAAAAUCGUGCCAUUUGUGCUGCCGCUUCCAACACGAAAAAGACACUCACUCUCUGUUGCCACCACGACAUGUGCAACCACGUCGACAGCCCCCAAACAAAAGACAUAAUCAACAACACCCAACAAGAACCCCAUGCCACCAUCGGCAACUUACAACAACCCAUAGACUACUCAAACUCCCAAGUGUGGUUCCGAGCAGCCACUAUAGCAGUGCCCGUUUGUGGAGCAGUCAUUCUCUUCGUCUUGAUCGCACUAGCAGUUAAGAUUUUACGAAGCGAAAAUCAAAAUCACGCCACACAAAAAUUAGGGACGUCAUAUGAACACCAUAUGCCUUCUCAAAGCAAGCACGGCUGUGACAAACUGGAACGCACUUACGACAACAUUUUGCGAAGAUCGCAGCACCAGAAAUGUUUAUAUCAGUACCAAGGCGAUGAUUUGCAGCGAAUUCAAGUGCCGCUACUUAUCCAAAAUGAAAUUGGGACGCAUCAUACGGGGAAUAAAAACGAAACCAACGCCAAACUGAACCUGAUGCAAGGAGACGCAAAUGUGGCGUCGGUCGUGCUAGACAUUGAGAAGAUCACGACCAAGUGCUCCAAAACCAAUUUAGUCCAUCAUGUAAAUAGCGACAAAAAAUACAUAGAGGAUAAGUUCACAAGCGACGACAAGAACUUUAUCAACUCGCUUAAUCACUGAUUGAUUCAAUCAACACUAACAAGGAACCAAAGUAUUUAAGUAGGGUGAACAUCUGAGUGGCUAUUCCACGGAGGACUAAAAUAUUAGGACAGGUGGCGAAAUUGUUCCUUGCUUGUAUUUAUGCUAAAAACAAACAACAGAAAAUUACUGUUCUAGAGAACUACAUUUUCUUAAAAAAAUCCGAAAGACUAUAUGUUGAACGGUUUUUUUUUCAAACGAAAAAAAUUAAAAUACUCGUUUCGAAAAAUAUCGGGUGGUGUGCAAUUCCUAUUUUUAAUAUUUUUUCAUGUGUUUCCUGUGAAAAAUUUCGAAAUUAAUUUUUAAAAGAAAUACAGAAAUAAUGAACAAAAUGAUUUCUUUAGAACCAGAUGUUGCUUCUAAAUUAAACUAUUUGUAAAUAUAGAUAUUUAAAAGCAAGUUUUAGUGGGUUGAAAAAUUCAGUUGUUUAUUUUUUUUAUGAAAAUACAAGUUUGAAGAAUGAAUCAAUUAAUCUGUGCGUACAGUUUAAAAAAAUGGCCAGAUAAAGAAGCUACAAUAUUUUUUUCAUUCGAUUUAAAUAAGUUUUUCUAAAAAAAUUAAACGUUUGAAUUUUCCAACCCUUGUAGAUUUGUUUAAGUUAAGAAUGAUAUAUUAACUGAACUGUGAGAUGAUUUUGUAAUUUAGAAGCAACAUACACAGGGUCGUUUUUAAAAAAACGGCAGGCGCUGUAGAACUUUUAUUUAUGGCCCGAAUAAUAAAAAAAAUAAAACGAAUGGCUUCUCAUGUAUUAUAAGCUGAUGAUUUUAAUUUUUUUCUAAAUCUCAUAGUAUAUUUUGGGCUCCAUUCAACUUAUUUCCAAUUGCGACUCAUAUUUUUCUUUUAAUAUUUUAGAAGAUAUUAGUUAUUUAGUACAAACAUGUGUGUUUAUACUAAAUUUUUCAUAAAAAAAACAUUAAAAAUGAAGAACAUUUAAUAAAAGUUAAUAAAAUCUAAUAAAAACUAUUCUUUAAAAUAAAGAUUUUAACUACUUAAUAGAUAUGUUAAUUUAUAUAUUUUGUUAUUUGCUGCGUUUUGACAUAACAAUAACAGCAGUGUCUUAUAUGACACCAUACAACUAAAUUUUAUUAAUAUUUUUGAAAUUUGGUAAUUUUUUAAAGUAGAACAUAUUGCACAUGUUUGUAAAAAAAAUAAUAUAUUCCAAUUUAUAAAAAGAAAAAAAAAGUUUUAGUUGACAAUAAGAACGUUGAAUAUAGCCAAAAGUAGAGCCUGUUAGAGAAUGGUUUAGCAAAAAUUUAAAGGUAGACAGAGAAUGGCAGUAUAAAUCGAUUAGGCAAAAUUUAUGUCAAUCAAAAAUGCAGUUUUCCCAAAAAAUCAUUCCCAAAUUUUGAGAACCCCUGAACUAGAAUUAUAAAAAUUAGCAUACAUUUAAUACUAUUGACAAAACAGCAGAGGUAAAUUAACUUCUUGGUCCACUACGUUAUUCUUCUAUUUGAAUUUGUGUUUUAUCAUUAAAUUUUACGAAAAAAAAUUUUUUUGACCGAGAUUCAAACCUCCCACUCAAAUGAACAUGUUAAUCACAAUUUUGAAAAAUUCUCAAAACGCCCAUACGCCACCAUUUUGUUUAAUGAAAAAAUUAACUGCUAAUAAACUAUCACAAGCCACACAGUGGCUCUCAACAGGUGGAUUAAUAAAAAUUUCUAAAGAAAAUUCGUACUUUUUGGAAAAAUGAUAUGAUAACUCGUCUGAUUAUGAAAAAUUCACAAACGAAUUAUUGCUAAGCCAUUCCCUAACACCCUGGAUACCAACAUUUACAUUUUUUUAAGCCAACUAUUUUACUUUUUUAAUUUUUGAAAUCGGAUCAUAUAAAAAAUCUAUAACGCGCUGCUGUUUUUUUAAUCAUCCUGAAGUUGUAAAAAAUCAUUUUAUUUAUUUUCCCUUUUAACCAUACAGUUUACCAUGAUUGCAUUUUUUCCAAACAACUUAAAUUGUUUGUGUCCUAGUUUAGUCCUCCAGAGAUAAGACUUAACGCACUUGCGGCUGUGACAUUCUUGGAUUUUGCGACUGACCGCACCAUAAAAUAUUUCCAGGAUUGCCGUGAUGUUUACCACUUGAUAAUGACUGCUCAAAUUUAAUUACUCGUAAUAUGUACAUAUCUUGUAUACUUUUAACAUUCUGACUGUAUUCGCUUAUUUUGUAUAAUAUUAGUUAAGGAAAUGCUUAUUUAUUGUGCCUUUUUAUAUCCAGCAAAUAAAAGUUCUAAAUCAGA
This is a messenger RNA of Tribolium castaneum (red flour beetle), 3546 nucleotides long. RefSeq names its product BMP and activin membrane-bound inhibitor homolog. NCBI's taxonomy places the organism in Eukaryota, Metazoa, Arthropoda, Insecta, Coleoptera, Tenebrionidae. Gene Ontology annotation, biological process: transforming growth factor beta receptor signaling pathway. The transcript has 5 exons. The record is from RefSeq and is a predicted model, not a curated record. Bases 318 to 1301 code for a protein of 327 amino acids. Gene Ontology annotation, molecular function: frizzled binding.